AUGGAUGAAGUUACUAGCACAGAAACUUCAUCUCAAGAAGUGCCAAAUGCUGAAUGUCCUCUUUGGCAGUAUGUGACUAAAGUAGAAAAACCGCCGGGUGCUAUCGUUAAAAAAGGGGGAAACACAUACUUUAAGUGCAACUAUUGUGGUGUGGUUUAUUUGGGAUCCUAUUCUAGGGUUAAGGCUCAUUUAUUAAAAAUUGCUAAUAAAGGUAUUAAAGCAUGUCCUAAUGUGACACCGAGCCAUAGGUUGGAAAUGCAGCGAAUGCAUGAUCAAGUUGAGAAUGAUAAGUUAGAGAGUGAACAGAGAAGUCGAAUUCCCUUACCCCCACCUAUCCCAGGCCGUGGGCCUAUACCUAUUUCCCCAUUUCGGAGACAGGAAGGGAGUGAUAGUACAAAUCCGGUUGAUGGUAAGAGGAGGAAGGUGGCUGGGAUUUCUCCUAUUGAGAAAGCAUUCCAGAAUACUACUAGAUAUGAAUUGGAUAGUAGAAUUGCUAGGAUGUUUUACACUGGUGGGCUUCCAUUUAACUUUGCAAGGAACCCAUAUUAUCGUACUUCCUAUGCAUAUGCUGCUACCCAUAACAUCCUAGGUUAUGUUCCUCCUGGAUACAAUGCCUUGAGAACAACACUUUUGCAAAAAGAAAGAGCUCAUGUUGAAAGACUCUUGAAACCAAUUAAGGAUUCUUGGCUUGAAAAUGGUGUAAGCAUAAUUUCUGAUGGAUGGUCAAAUCCACAAAGGAGGUCUCUUAUUAAUAUUAUGGCUGUAUCAGAUGGGGGUCCGGUGUUUAUAAAGGCAAUUGAUGGGUCAGGUGAGUUCAAAGACAAACAUUAUAUUGCUGGGGUGUUGAAGGAUGCUAUAAAAGAGAUUGGACAUGAAAAAGUUGUCCAAGUCAUCAUAAUGCUAAUGUGA
This is a messenger RNA of Quercus robur (English oak), 909 nucleotides long. RefSeq lists its product as uncharacterized. NCBI's taxonomy places the organism in Eukaryota, Viridiplantae, Streptophyta, Magnoliopsida, Fagales, Fagaceae. The coding region runs from base 1 to 909 and encodes 302 amino acids. Gene Ontology annotation, molecular function: DNA binding. The transcript has a single exon. The record is from RefSeq and is a predicted model, not a curated record.